GCUUUAUCAAGUGCUGUGGGAAUGAGGAUUUGCUUGAAGAGCUAGCUAAUCGUGAAGUUAAAGUGAAUUGAUAAUGCAUAAUCAUCGCGGUGCAUCACGGUGCUGGUUUUCGCGGAAUUCGUCCAGUGGCGUCAGUGAGCUGCAGAGUGUCUAUCAGUAGCAAGGAAUUUUCAGAGCAAGAUAAGAUACACACCGUCCGCAACCCACGAUAAGCAAACCAAACAUGCAGCAUUUGAGAAGCACGAAAACUAGUGAAUGAAUUUAAUCGCGUAGCAAAGCAAACCGAAACCGAAAAUGAUGAUAAACGGUGACAGAAGUGGCAUGAGUGGUGCGCUGUUCAGCAAUCAAAUGGCAAUAAAUGGCGACCGGUAUCAACAGCAGCGUCAGCGUUCGCGAGUGACGGAACCGGUCGAGAUGACACCGCCGGUAGGGGAAGGUCGGUGGCACGCAUCGUUUAUCGAUGAUGUCAACCGACAGCAGCAGAAUCUGCCACCAUCGCAGCACCAGCAGCAGACAAAAGAAAGUGUAGUUAUGCGAAAUAAAGUGAUUGAUCUGGACAAGAAUCGUAUAAAAUGUAGCCGCAAUAAGCUCUGGUCAAGGCCGCUGAGUUUCUCCGGUUUCUUCAAAAAGUCGCUGAGCCAGGGCUCGAUACAGCUGGGAGCGAAUGGAGGUGAAGGAGGUGUCCGACAUAGCACGAAUUACGCUGUCAAUCACGACCUGUCCGAUCCAAAUGGCAACGAUCCGUCAGGGCGUGGUGCAAAGUUUGAUCUCAACAUGAUUCGUAAGCUGGAAGAUGAAAUAUACAAAAGAGGCCGAGAGCAGCAGCGAGACGAGUGUAACGCGGAAGCAAAAGAUUUUCACGAUUUCUAUUUUAGUCAGAGAAUGUUUGGCGAAAAGAAGACGUUCUCCAGUGAUACCUCAGCAUUCAAAGGAGAUGCCAAAGCGGUGCUGGUAGUUGACUCACAAGCUCUGGAACCGAUGCUACUGAAACGACCGCUCAGCACCGAUGAUGCACUCUUGCAAAAUAGAUCUCGCGUGUCGGACGGGCACGUGGACGCAUCCAACAAAUCGAUCAUCAUCGUGGACAACUCCGAGUUCUAUCCAGUGCUAAUGAGGUAUGAUAUUAAUAGCGAACUAGUAAAUCGUCAGCUUAGGGAACAAGCUCAGAGGCGUGACGAAGAAAAGCUAAAAAUAUCCACCCGAAACGGGGGAUUCCCACCCAAGACUGUGCCAACGACGAGUGUUGCAAACGCAUCAUUAACGGGCAAUAAUGGCGACAACGCCAAGAUACCACUGUCAUCGUCAAAAUUAACCACUGCCAUGAAAGACUCGGCACCGCCAGCGCCAAAAACUAUAGCAACGCGUAACGAGUCGGUUGCGUGUUGUGAAACCAAAAGUAUAAACAAUAAUAAUCAUGCUGCUCAGCAGAAGAAACUAGUCGUUAGCGCACGGCCGCCACCUCCUACAGGGUCUGGGAGUGGCGAUCGCUCUAAAAAGGCCCGCUCGAACCUCUUCCAACGAUUCCUCCUACAGCGGAGAAGUCUUAACCUUUCUGUCAGGCGUCGUCGGCGUCACGAGUGUCACUUCCGGCCGCCACCAAGGCUUCCUUCAACGGAUUCAAGCUCUUCAUCGGAUGGUAAACCCACAAGUAACAACAAACUUAAAUUUGAAUAUCUCAAAAAAAUGCAACGAUAUGACCCUGAAACACCAUCCAUAAACGACCGAUCUACGGCCGUCGCUCACGCUAGCAGUGAGCCAAAUCUUUUCUCGCGGGCUAACUGGAAAAGUGCAUAUUUUCUGCAACAUCUCCAGCACACACCCCGCAGUUGGAGCACUGGUGACCUGAACAGUCUGAGCCAUCUGAUGUCAUCGAGCAAAAAUUUCGCCAACAUUUUCGAAAGCACCAGUGACAAUCUGUCCCGACUUUCGGCUAUCGUAAUCUCGUCCAGCAGCAAUGGUUCCCCUUCGUCUGGCUCGCUGACAUCAUCUUCGUCAAUGUCAUCCGGUUCUAGAAUGCAGUCACUGUUGGAAAAUCAUUACCGCCAACUUCAAAGCAGAGAACGUUCAACGAAUAAAACUCAUUCGGUUGUAACGAAACCUCCAUUGGGAUGCGCCAACGCAUCUGGAACGGGGGCUGGGGCUACAAAUCCACCCAACAGCGGUAACAUACUUCGAAAAAAAUCUUCCUCUUUCCGAGGAGUGCUGAGACGGGGCAACACUUCGGACGUGGUCAAUACCUGGAUCUACAGAAAAAGCUACGAUGCUUCCGGCAGCGGUCUAGGUGAGCCCCCGUACCGGGGGCAUCACGGUAGCCCACACUCGUCACCAUCGCGUUACUCGUACAAUAAUUCUGCCAAAACCAGUAUCCAGCACUGGCGGACAUCCAGUGGGGGUGCCUCGGAUUUUAAACGAAACUCCAGACUCCGCAGCUCGACCAGUGCCGUACCCGGUGGUGGAGCUGGGGGAGGCAGCGGUUCUAGUACAAGCAGCAGCAGUACCGGAUCCAACAUGGUCGACCUCAACAUACCGCGUGGCCACUCGCCACACUUUAGUCCCUCUAGGCAAACCACACAAACUGGCGACACGCAGACACUGCAUGUGUACCUGCCGAACCACGGCUUCCGCAUGAUUCGCUUCGACGAGGCAUCCGAUGUCCGACAGAUAAUAAAUCUGAUUGUGAAUUCAAUGUCACCGGGCCACAAAACUAACCCACAGAGUUAUGCGCUUCGUCUGAGGCACAUGCUGACCAAAGAGGUGCUCUGGAUGCCACCGGACACAUCCAUGACUCAGGUUAUGGCACACAUUUUCAAUCCAUCCUGUAGCAACGCGGACUGUCCUAAUGUGGACAAAAGCACGAUUGCUAAAAGGAUGCAGCAAAAGACCAGUGGAGUUGUUGGCCACGCAAACAGUGUGUGGAAGGCGGAGCUUCGCGUACGCUACAUACCAAAAAGCCUGAAGGAAUUGUACGAAAAAGACCGAACCACGUGUCACUUCUACUUCGAUCAGGUCAAACAGGAUUACAUCCAGUCCAACAUACCGAAUAUCGAUCAGGAUAUUGCGAUUCAGCUGUGCUGCUUGGGGAUCCGACAUUACUAUAAAGACACGAACCACUCUUCGAACGAUCGAAAGCACCAUCUUGAGUACAUAGAAAAGGAAAUGGGCUUCAGCAACUUUAUACCCAAAUCUGUGAUAGAUACCAUUAAGCAGAAGAAUCUGAAAAAGCUAAUCCAGGCUGGCUACAAGAAGGUUUACAGCUAUACCGAGAUGGAGUACAUGCUCAAAUUUUUCGAUCUGCUUCGGACACAGUACACCUUUGAUCAGGAGCAGUUCAAUGUCCAACUGAGUAGUGGGUGGAACAUUCGGGUCGAUUUAAUUAUCGGCCCUCACGUUGGUAUUUCUUAUUCGGUUAACCCACAGGCACCACCCACGAAAGUAACCGAUUUUGAAAAUAUCGAACGAAUAACAACCAGUGUGGUAUCGUCCUCGCUGACCAAGAGUGGACACCAGGCUGUCAAACAGCCGGGUUCCAAAAAUUCCAAAGACCAACCAGAUCUCACCAGUUCCUGCGGUAGCGGCGGAAGUGGCGACAAAAAGGAUAAAAAAGGAGUCACCUGCCCGUGCAGCGAAAUAAAGACACAGCUGAGGAUUAAAGUCAGCGGCAACAGUGAGGACUUAGCGAUCACGUGUGAUGGUAUAAAAACAUCCGAAAGUAUAGCUGAUCUAGUCGAUGGUUACUGUAGAUUAUUCAAUAAUACUGAUAUUAGCUUAUGGGAUCGUACCGUCAUACCAAAAACUACCCCCAACAACAGCGCAACGAACUCGCUGGAAAAAAGUCAGAUCAAAAGAAUGACAGAUUCACAAUCGUCUGAGAAGCAAGAUUCACCACGAUCGAGUAGCGAUAAAUUGAACAAUUCCAUGCAUAAUGAACUAGAAGCAAGUACCAGUUCGAAUUGUAAGCCAACGCUAAAUGACGAUUAUGCAGAGUUGGGAAUGUGCGAUGAGGAAGGUGACUACUCUACACCAGCCGCACGAAACUACGAACUAGAUCGGACAAAUAUCACUCUAAAUGAAAUCAUUGGUGUGGGUCAAUUUGGUGAUGUGCAUAUUGGAUCAUGCAGACUGUCGAGCAAGUCCAGUCUGGCCAAUAAACUCAACCAAUCGCUGACCAGCGAGUUCGAUGAUCUUUCGUUGUCAGGUGGUAAUGGAGAGAACAACAACAGCGAAACACCACAGAAAGGUGGUGUCGUCCAAGUGGCGGUAAAAACCUGCAAAGCUGAUGCAGAUUUGGCUACCUCGGAGAAGUUUUUAGAGGAGGCAUACAUCAUGCAAAAGUUUGAGCAUCCACACAUCAUCAAGCUGAUCGGUAUCUGUAGUGGUCCUCCGAUCUGGAUCGUGAUGGAAUUGGCCCGAUUAGGCGAAUUGCGAGCGUACCUCAAAAAGAACGGUUCCAAAUUGAAGUUAGGAACACUGUUGCUAUAUUCCUAUCAACUAUCAACGGCGCUCAGUUACUUGGAAUCGAAAAAGUUCGUUCACCGUGAUAUUGCCGCCCGUAAUGUGCUCGUCAGUUCACCGACUUGUAUUAAGCUUGCCGAUUUUGGACUCUCAAGAUGGGUUGAAGAUCAGUCAUACUAUACUUCCACGAAGGGAAUGUUGCCGAUCAAGUGGAUGGCUCCUGAAUCGAUAAAUUUCCGUCGGUUCACAACUGCCAGCGACGUUUGGAUGUUCGGAGUUUGUACUUGGGAAAUCCUGAUGCUCGGAGUAAAACCAUUCCAAGGAAUUAAAAAUUGUGAUGUAAUUGGAAAGUUGGAGAACGGCGAACGGCUACCACUUCCGCCUAACUGUCCCCCACGAUUGUAUUCGCUGAUGUCUCAAUGUUGGUCAUACGAACCACAUAAGCGGCCCAAUUUCAAGAACGUCAAGGAGGUACUUUAUGAAAUACUCAUGGAAGAGCGCCACAGCGACUGUGAAACGAUGCGUCGCGAAAAUCGUCGUGUUGCUGCAAUGUCUUGGGGUGCGGGUGACGAUAUGGCACCUCCCAAGCCCGCUCGUGGACCGAUGAUGGGAGGAGACGGUUCUCAGCAGGCCCUCGGUGCUCCGCAGACUUACAUUAUCGCACGUGAUCCUGCUGUGUUAGCUGCACUUAUGCGCGAAAACGAACAGCGUGGAGUUAAUGCAUCAUGUUACACGACACCUGCCUCGGUAUUUAACACUUUAGCCGUAGAUAUAGAUCCCAAAUCACAAAAUAAUACUGAUAAAACGACGCAUACUAAUGAUGCGAAUAUCACUGGAAAUCUACCGUUGAAAACCGUGUCCUUGCCCGCUACCGAACUGCUAAAACUAGAUCCUACUGUCGACGAAGCAAAUAAGCAACCAACGACGAUAAACCCUAUCAAUGAUCCCAACCCCAGUGCGCCAUCAUCUUUGGAGAUUGAAAACCAAAAUUCUUUAGUUACGUCACCUUCCACGGCUACUUUGGUACCCUCGACCUGUAUAGAUAACACAGCGGAUCAAUCAGCAGGUUCCGGAUCUUUGGAACCCCAUAAGACCUCCCAUGAUAGUAUAUCCACUAACAACAACCAGAUUCCUCCUAACCAACCAAACUCCACCUUUCCAAUCCCUUGUGAAAUCAUCAAUGCAAUCACACAGCAAACUCAUUCCAUUGAACCGACAUAUAAAGCGAUCCAGAAGAACCAAAUCACCAGUAACUCUACUGUCAUAACCGGCAUGAAUCAUUCCGCACAAGCGAACAAUAAUUUCGUACAUCCUAAUGCUCCUCUACAGCAACAGCAGCAGUUCUUUACAUCUUCUGCCAUCCAACAGCAGCCGGUCCAAUCGAUGCCAGCCAACUUGGUAAUGUAUCAGCAGUAUCAUGCCCAGCAGCAGCAGGAGCAGUACUUCCAACAGGUUCCAUAUCAGCAGCAGAUCUUCCAACAACAACAGCAGCACGGCGGUUACAUUCAAUAUCCGGGCCAGUUCGUUCAAACAGGCAUGGUUAAAUCACCCCAAGAAGAUCAACAACAGCAUACGUCGAAUAACUCCCGCAGUUUAGAGCGAAGUGCCGUAUCUACCUAUGCUGCAAGAAUCAAUUCGCUCGAGCGGACUCGUCAAAUGGGAAUGGAUUACGGCUCAGCCAAAGCGAUGCGAUCUAACUCUCUCACGCGACAGUACAGUGGAGGGAAUCAAAUGGAGUCUUACCCCGUCAACCAUGGAGUUCGAUCGGCCAGCUUGGAACGUGGUGGACAAAUUGGGCAGGCUUACAUGAAUAGAAUGGGUAGCCUGGAACGCAAUCAGAACCAGGCCAUCUUUAUGAAUAAUGCCAAGGGAGGAAGCUUGGAACGUAAUCAAUCUGCCGCCAUCGUCAAUGAUAUGAUGAACAAGACCGCCUAUAAAGGUGGUAGUUUGGAACGCAAUCAACACGUUAUAAUGAAUACCGGCAGUCGGGGUGGUAGUUUGGAAAGGAACCUAUCUUAUCAGGGUUAUCGCAAUCCAGUUUCGGCGGCUCCGCGUGAACAAGAACCAUUUCAGGAAGAAAUUUACGAUUUUGGUGGUGUGAAUGUUAAGUCGUGUGCUUCAAUUGCUCUAAAAAAGAGUGUCGAAAAAGGAAUCCUCCCUCCUAGCACAUUAGUGUCACCGGGAGUCAACCAACCUGCAGCGAAUUUCUCCCUUCCUCCACCGUAUAGUUCGGCUCAGAGCUCCAAGUUUAACGUACAACUUCAACAACAGAAUACUCCGCAACGUUCAAUCUGGCAACAGCAGCAGCAGCAACAAAUUUUUCAACAACAACAACAAACACCGUUUAUAACUGCUAGUCAAUCCCCACUUCCCCAAGGCGUUAUGGCUAUAGCUUCCUCUCAGCAGGUUCAGUUCCCUCAUCAACCAGUUCAACUAAAAGCAGUUGGAAUGACACAGCAGAUGCCGAUGGUGGCCGCAAUUCCACAACAGGCAACUGGUCCUGUACAACAACAACAACAACCACCGGUACAGCCAACUACUUGCGGCUCUGGACAGAAGGUCCAGGAAACGCAGCAAAUUCUCGAAGCCAAACUACGCAAGCAGCAGCAAGAGAGUGAGGUCGAUUCCAAGUGGCUCCAACAGGAGGAGAACAAUCUCAAAAAGCGGUUAAGUCUGAUCACAUCCGCUGCUGGCAGCGUAUCGUUCGAUCAGCAACAGCAGGAGCUCAACAAUGGCAGUGGUUCUUUGUCCGGCAGUUACCAUUCCCAGCAGAGCCCCCACUUUUCUCCCCAGAAUACCAUGUCCGGACCGCAAAGCCUGGGUGACCAUUAUCCCACCACACCAAAUACUUCAGAUUCAAGACCGCACACACCUGGAUCCACAUCCGGUAUGAUCAAAUCCAAGAGUUCAUCGAUGGAACGCUGCACAACGCCACUGUCCGGAGAUGAGAAAUUUGUGAUCAAGAAACUGGAACCAACGCGAACAAUGCCUCUAGAUAGGAACGGCGACAUUGUGUACAUUGCUACAACCAGUGUGGUCAAAUCCAUCAUGGCUCUUAGCCAGGGCGUGGAUAAAUCUCAAGCGGCUGACUAUCUGGACCUGGUACGAAACGUAGGGAUCGAGCUGCGUACAUUGCUCGGGGCCGUUGAUCAAAUCUCGGUGUCAUUCCCAGCGCAAUGCCAUAAGGAGGUUGAAAUGGCGCACAAAGUAUUAUCCAAAGAUAUGUUCGAGUUGGUGGCGGCUAUGCGAUUAGCGCAACAGUACAGCGAGACCACGCUCGAUGCUGAAUAUAGAAAAAGUAUGUUAUCAGCAGCACACGUGCUCGCCAUGGAUGCCAAAAAUCUGCUAGACGUCGUCGAUUCGAUUCGUGUGCGUUUCCCCAAUCUAGUGCUCCCCAAGCAACCAAGUCUACCGACCAGCCCUACCCAAAAGCAGCCGCCCCUGUCGGCCACCUCGCAUCCCUCGCCUUCCUCGGUUUCGGUAACACCAGCUGUAUCAUUAGGAAACACAAGCAACAGCGUUAGCAAUCCUCCGUCCAGCGGUACCACGUCGCUCUCCUAUCAGCAGCAGCAAACUUUCGACAUGCAACCUGCCGGUGGCGAGUGCUACCAGAAUCUACAGCCAAAGCAAAUUUUUCACUCACACAGUUCACCACCAAGCUCACUAACGCAUUCCUACGAGGUUAAUCAAACCCAACUAUACACCAACCAGCAGUGUGGAAUCUACGACAAUGAUUGCGUGAUAAACCAGCAGCAAUGGUCAAAUGACAGUAGACCGAAAAAGCCACUGAUUGCGAUGAAACCACCAGCUGCAGCGUUGGCUUCCCAUAAGUUAAAAUCCUCCAGCGCUUUUUCAACUAACAGCCAGCAAACUUCUACCGGUGAUGAACUGCUGAACGAACCGUUGAAAAUUGUGGAAGAUCCUGCCGAACUUUACUCGAAUACAACUACUGCCAGCACCACCGUAAUUAGCUCCAACUCUAGCAACAGCGUAUCGGUGAUGUCCUCUAGCAGCAGCUCCGGGGCAAUCAAACUGCCCGAGCCAGUGUCCUGCACUAUCGUUCAGGAGAAUCUGCUGGUGACCAACAAUCAAAAAGUUAUGGCCAACAAGCUGGUCUAGGCUGGUGGAAGCACUAGUACACACUACUAUCUCCUUAUCUAGUGAAAGACAUACGGUAUUGUACUAUUUUUAGGUGAAGAAAAGUAUCAUUAAAAAUUUUACUACUCUUCUAAGUAAUAACAUUCAGACGUAUGUGACUAGACCGCAAAACGGAGUUUGUAUUAUUAAUAUCGGCAUUAUUGUAGAUAAUCAAUGCAAAAAUACAAUAACGAAUUAUAAAUGAAAACGUGUUAAAACUAUUGCAACAUUCCGCGAGAAAUAUCCCACGGAGAUACGCUUCCAAUGAAUUUGCUACUCUACUGAAUGAAACCGCUUUCGAUGUUUGCUACCACAAUGCUAUUGAAUAUAUGGAAUUUCAGUUAUUAAAACAUUUGGAAAGAAAUAUACCUAUCUUCGAAUGGUAAAAAAGAAUAAUCAAAGUCAAAGAAACAACAUACCCUCUAAUAUAACAGGUGAUCCCUAUUCAGUAGAACAUUUUUGAACAGUAUAUUGAUAGCCAUUUACAAAACAGAAUUCGACUGAUGAAAGCUUCACUGCUUUCUUCGCUAAUUAUUUGCAGAAAUCGAAUUUUUGAGUAAGUAGUAUUUCUAAAAUCACUUUUUAGUUUUGCUAACAAAAUUUUAUGUACUAACUUUCGAAAAGUUUUACAAAGUAAAGAAACAACAAAUAACAGGAACGGUAAAAACUUAAUACCUGAUAUCUAAACAUUGUAAAUACUCUUCAACGUUUAAUAAAUCUCAGCUAAUUCAUCCCGAAGCAUUAUUCUAUUGCAUAAUACAUAAUAGCAACAGCUUUGAAUAAAAGCACACUAACUUAGAAGUGCUAUCCAUUGCUUACUGUAUUAUCCCUAAUUAUCAAUAUGCAUUUGUUACUACUACUACUAUUACUACUACCACUACUACUACUACUAUGUAUUUGAUUCUUAUAUAAACAGAACAGAGCAAGCAUGCAACAUCAUUUAGACUAAAUAAUACUACAACAGUGAAUUGUGAAGCAACCGCCAGUAGACAAAAUAGAACUUGUGCUAAUGCUAACGCUAAACAUUUCGUAAUCAGUAACUGCAAAUUUGAAAGUCACUAAUUUAUUCGAAAAGAAAAGGAAAAUGUACCUAAUAAAUAAAGGUUACAAGAGAUAACUUCAUUGCUUUA
Messenger RNA from Topomyia yanbarensis, 9719 nucleotides. RefSeq lists its product as uncharacterized. The coding region runs from base 295 to 8571 and encodes 2758 amino acids. Gene Ontology annotation, biological process: signal complex assembly; protein phosphorylation. Gene Ontology annotation, cellular component: cytoskeleton; focal adhesion. Gene Ontology annotation, molecular function: ATP binding; protein tyrosine kinase activity. NCBI's taxonomy places the organism in Eukaryota, Metazoa, Arthropoda, Insecta, Diptera, Culicidae. The transcript is spliced from 15 exons. The record is from RefSeq and is a predicted model, not a curated record.